Messenger RNA from Chanos chanos (milkfish), 2990 nucleotides. RefSeq names its product embryonal Fyn-associated substrate (gene efs). Gene Ontology annotation, biological process: cell surface receptor protein tyrosine kinase signaling pathway; cell migration. The annotation marks the transcript as partial. Gene Ontology annotation, cellular component: plasma membrane; cytoplasm. The record is from RefSeq and is a predicted model, not a curated record. The transcript is spliced from 6 exons. Gene Ontology annotation, molecular function: protein binding. Lineage: Eukaryota; Metazoa; Chordata; Actinopteri; Gonorynchiformes; Chanidae.
CUCUCUCAGACGGUACUAGCGAAGGCUCUUUUCGACAACACAGCCGAGAGUCCAGAGGAGUUGGCCUUCCGGAAGGGAGAUAUUUUGAUGGUCCUAAAUCAGGAUCAAGGAGGAGGGCCCGGAUGGUGGCUCUGCUCCCUGCACGGCAGACAAGGCAUUGCCCCUGCCAACCGCCUGCGCCUUCUCCAGACCUCGCCCGCCCCUGCCCCUGCCAAUGCCAAUGCCACCGCCACAGAUGCGCGCAGGGCCCCCAGUGUGGAUUCUGUCUACCUCUCCCCAAGGGAUGACUUGGAUGGGGUCUAUCUCUCCCCCCCGAGCCUGGGAGACGGGGUGUACCAGAGCCCAGGGGUAACUCCCACAUCCAGACCGGGAGAACUCCGACAGUCUGAGGGGGGGCGCCCGCGUUCCCACUCCAGCUCUGGCACGAGGCCACGUCCAGAUUGGGACGUCGGGGUGACGGGCCGACCUCGCUCGCCUUCUCUCAGGGGUCGGGGUGGGGAGCCCGGCACGGUCUACCAGACGCCCACGUCACCUGCUCCUUUGACAGCUGCAGCAUAUACCAGAUCUCACGGAGCGUUGGCUUCAGAGUCAGUGUACCUGACACCCAGACCAGCAGCUGAAGCUGUGGCUGAUGCCACAUACCUUUCCCCGAGAGAAGCGACUGGAUCAGGGCACUCAGACGGCUGUUAUCUGGUGCCUAGGCCGUCAACAACAUUACUGCCCAAUGAGGAACUGUACCAGACUCCAACGAGUGCAGUGUCUGCAACAGUGCCUACUGAAGCUAAGAUGCAAGAUGGCACUUGUCCCAAAAGCAGCCCCUCAACUUCAGUCAAUGGCUCCGUUCCCUCACAAUCCAAAACAGGACACGAACCCCCAGCAAUGUACCAAACCCCGACACCACCAGGAGGGGCAAUCCAAAGGACCCCUAUAAAUGAACGUAAGCUCCACAGAGGUGACUCUUUGCCUGCAGUGGCGUCGCCUGCCCCAGUGCAACAGAGACCGUUACCUGUAACGGCCAGAGGGUCACCGAGACCCCUUGCGAAAGUUGGUCAGAAAGAACCCGGGGCCCCUUUCACUCCUCCUGUGGGUCGAGGAAAAUUAUCUCAGGGCGCGUUGAGAGGGUCCCCUUUGUUGGCGAGGGCAGGUAAAGCAGGGGUACCAGGGUCUCCAAACUUUGGGCGCAAGCCUCCACCACCCGCCCCACCAGUCAGAAGCGUCACCAGAAAAGACGCAUGGCCGUCUUCUCCGACGACAGUUACUGCGGCUCCCAAACCUGUUCUCCAGGGGAGCCCUGCACCCCCACAGCAGAGCAGAGAAGAGGAGGAGAGACAUAAAGGGUCAGAGAGGUGUAAAGAGGUAGAGAAGUCAGCAGAUGAAAAGAAGAAGGAUUCCGGAACGAAAACAAAGAAAAUGGAGGACAAAGAAUAUGAGGAUCUCGACGGCCAAGAUCAGGUGUAUGAUACUCCUCCCACCAACAGAUGGCAGCGCCCAGUUCCAGCAGAAGAGGACGAGAGCAUCUACAACACCCCUCGCACCGUCCCUGUGCACCUCAACCAAGGGUCUGAGAUAUAUGACAUCCCCACCCUGGGUCUGACUCCACCGCCUGUUGCAGCAGCUGCAGAGGUCGAAGAGGAAGACGUCUACAGUGUUCCAAGUCUCCCCGGUCUCCCAUUGGUGACAGGGGAGAUUCCCGCGUUGACAGAGACAGCCACUGGGAAUGUCCUCAGCCCAGGAAAGCUAGAGCCUAGCUUGCAUAGCAACGCCGCUUCGGAGGAUGUUUCAGAGGCCGACGGGGGGAUCUACGACAUGCCCGCCCUCACUCUCGAGGUCCCUCCCUCCUCUUCCUCACGCCGUCUCUCUAUAUCUAGCACGGGCUCUGCGGACGUCCAGUGGAAGACCUCCCUCUCGGCCCUUAUCCAAUCAGCUCUCGGCUCAGCUUCGCAAAGCAGCACCCUGUCUCGAGACCUCGCCACCUCGUUGGCCGAGAUCUUGUCUGCCUGGAAGGCGGGACAUGCUGGUGAUGCCCCGCCUCCCCUCCAGCAGAUCUGGUCCCGCCUCUCCGACCUCCUGCCCGCCCUUUCCGUGGGCGGCACAGCGCCCCCGGCGGAGGCCCUCGUAUCCAUGGUCCAGCGGGCGCUGGAAGACUCCGCAUUGCUCCUGCAAAGCCAGGAGAGGCCGCGCCUCCCCUCUCAGGAGUCCCUGUCCCGGAGGCCGCUCCCUGCUCUCCCCGUGGCAGAGGUCAAGCCCAUCGCCGGGGGCAUGGGGUCAAGGAAAGGCAGCUGGAUCCAGGAGCGGCCGCUGCCUCCUCCUCCCACCGCGGCCUUUCCGCUGCCCCCGGCGCCCGUUCUGCUGCCCCCUACCGUGGGGAGAACCGAAGAGGACGAGCAGGUUAACGAGUAUGCUGGGAUCGGUCUAACUCCUGCUCCACCGUCUUAUCCCACAGGGGACAGCGUGGGAUACGUCAAACUGCAGGGGAAGCCAGAACCCCACCCAGAUGCUCAGGUAGAGAGCGGCUCAACGCAGGUCAUCACCACUGCUGAGACUAGGUUGAGUCCGUCUCCUCCUCUCCCGGUGUCCCUCUCCCUGGAGGAUUCAGAGCUCCUCUCCUUCUACUCAUCUCAGAGUCGGUCCCACCUCUCAUGCCUGGGAGACUCCAUUGACGCUCUUUUUGCCAGUGUUAAGGGGAAUCAGCCACCCCGUGUUUUUGUCUCCAAGGCCAAGAGCCUCAUUGUUACUGCACACAAGCUUGUCUUCAUUGGGGACACGCUCGCCCGAAUUCUCAGCUCUUCGGACCUCAGGGCAAAGGUCACGACCUCAAGUGGGAGGCUUUGUCAGGCUUUGAAAUCUGUCGUCGUGGCAACAAAGGGAGCCGCACAAAACUACCCAUCGUUCCCCGCCACUCAGGAAAUGGUGGAUCGUGUGGCUGACCUAUCCCAGCAUGCAGCAGGGUUCUCUGGGCUUCUUCAGCGACUAGCACAGAUAUCUUGAUG